UCUUGAAAAACAGAAUUUGCUGAACAUAGUUAUUAAUUAACAGACCUGUACUAGCACAUGAUGUAUCUGGUAAUAAGGUUUUAUUUAUUGCAGUACAUACUGCUUUGAGAGUUCAUUCUCUCACAUAAUCCAUGUUGUUUUGCAAUGAGCCCUAUUGAAAGAUGCCACAGAAUUUCUCUUGCAGUGGAAUGAGGUCGAUAAUUCUCAUGAAAAAUACAAGGCUUAUUUAACUGGAAAGUGAAAAUGAAUAUAAAUAUGGAUUUAGAAUUACAGAGGAGCGAACAAACAAGCUAUCUGAACAUCAGUGGACCGACUCUCACAUUUCAGAACGUACAGUAUGUUGUCAGCGUAAAGGGAAAAUCCCUGCUGCAUAAAAAGGAAGAAAAAGCAAUCCUCCAUGAUGUCAGUGGCAUAAUGAAACCAGGAAUGAAUGCCAUUCUGGGUCCUACAGGAAGUGGAAAAACAUCACUUCUCGAUGUUAUUGCUGGGCGGAAUAAUCCUGAUGGAUUGAAAAAUGGCCAGGUCCUUGUUGAUGGAGAGUUGGUCACCUCUUCCUUCUGCUUAAGAUCAGCAUAUGUGGUGCAGCAAGAUGCUCUCAUGGGAACUUUGACAGUCAGAGAGAACCUGCAGUUUUCUGCAAGUUUGCGACUGUCCAGCCAGCAGUACAGCUCAGAAGAGAAACAGAUGCAAGUGAAUUCAGUAGUACGUGAGCUGGGUUUACAAGAUUGUGCAGAUACAAAGAUCGGUACAGAUUUCAUCCGUGGUGUUUCGGGAGGUGAGAGGAAGAGGUGCAGCAUCGGCAUGGAACUCAUCAUAUCACCAAGUCUCCUGUUUCUGGACGAACCCACCACUGGGCUUGAUGCUAACACUGCUAACUCAAUUAUGCACUUGCUGUACACGUUAUCUCGGAAUGGAAGAACUGUCAUCUUUUCAAUUCACCAACCUCGCUAUUCUAUUUUCCGACUUUUUGAUAAUCUGGUUCUGCUAAACAAAGGAGAAGUUGUGUAUGCCGGGCCCGCAGGAGAAGCUACAAGUUAUUUUGAAGGCAUUGGUUUUAAGUGUGAAGCCUUCAAUAACCCCCCAGAUUUUUUCCUGGAUGUAAUGAGUGGAGAGGUUUCCCAGUCUAACUCUGACCACGUUCUUUGUUUGGAUGUGGACAACACUAGUGACAAAAACCCUUUGGCCUUCUACUACCGUCGUUCACACUAUUAUGACCAGCUGGAGGAAGAACUCAAACAGCUAGCAGGGACGACAAAAGUUACAGAAGUGGCAACUGCACGAAAGAUGUCAUAUGCCACGUCAUUUGUUCAUCAGCUCUGUGUUGUAUGUCAACGGACUGUCCUGAAUAUCUUAAGGAAUCCACAAACAUCUGUUGCUCAGCUGUUUCUCUGCAUCUUUUUUGCUGUCCUGGUGGGGCUUAUAUACUACCAGAUCCCAGACACCCUCCCUGAGGCACUGCAGAACAGGGUUGGUGCCUUCUUCUUCCUUGUCAUUAAUCAAGUUUUUGGCAACCUGUCAGCUGUGGAACUAUUCAUCAAUGAAAGAGUACUCUUCAUACAUGAAAAUUCCAGUGGGUAUUACAGAACAUCAGUGUACUUUCUGUCAAAAGUAUUUGCUGAUCUGAUCCCGAAUCGAAUAAUCCCUAUGAUGGUGUUUUCUGGCAUCUCUUACUUUAUGAUGGGCCUGAAAGCUAAUGCAGAAUCAUUUUUCCUCUAUGCAAUAACCCUGAGCCUUACCAGCUUAGCAGCCGUCAGUAUGGCUUUCCUGGUGAGUGCCAGUGUCAGCACCUUCUCACUUGCCAACGUUCUUAUAGCACUGCCUUAUGUCUUUAUGAUGGUGUUUGGAGGCUUUUUGGUGAAUCUUAAUGCAAUGUUAGACUGGCUUUCUUGGAUCAAGUGGAUUAGUAUCUUUCGCUAUGGGAUGAAUGCAUUAACAGUGAUCGAGCUGAAAGAUCAGAUAUUUUACAGUAAUGGCAGCCCGUUCCCAGCAAAUGAGUAUAUGAAAGAGCAAGGAAUUGACUAUAGCACAUGGGGUCUAUGGCAGAAUGAAGUCGCCCUGCUUGCCAUGAUGAUCAUUUUCUUAUUCAUGGCAUAUAUACAGCUACGACGAAUCAAAAAAUGGAAAUAACAUUCUAAGUAUUUUUUAUUAGUAUUGUUAUUGUUACUUUUUAUAGAUGCAGUAUCACGCACUUCUAUGCCACAAGCGAUUUUGUACACUUGCAUUGGCAAUAUGGGAAUACACAGCAGUUCAGCACCUUUCAAAAGUAAUAUUAUCUAUGAUAAACCACAGGAAACUUGCUGACAGUUACAUGGAGGACAUCAGCAAUGAUUCAAAAUGCUGUUGUGUGUCAACUUGUGUGUCGUCAGAGCAGUGUGCAGAAUUAGUACAUGCACCUGUCCUUUGCUUCAACGAUGUAGCAUUACUCAGAGACACGAGUACUGAAGAAAUCGGCAAGAAUGCACUUUCUUUGCACUACAUAUGUUAACCAUAUACUUGUUGUCCAUCUAUUUAUUAUUGUCAUCAGUUUCAACUGCAUAGAAUACAGUCAAAACUCAGGGACGUGACUAGCUGCAUACCUCUUUUUAUUUCUGUUUUAUUGAG
Messenger RNA from Protopterus annectens (West African lungfish), 2601 nucleotides. RefSeq names its product broad substrate specificity ATP-binding cassette transporter ABCG2-like. Gene Ontology annotation, cellular component: plasma membrane. The record is from RefSeq and is a predicted model, not a curated record. Lineage: Eukaryota; Metazoa; Chordata; Ceratodontiformes; Protopteridae. The transcript is spliced from 16 exons. Bases 244 to 2127 code for a protein of 627 amino acids. Gene Ontology annotation, molecular function: ATP binding; ATP hydrolysis activity; ABC-type transporter activity.